Messenger RNA from Haemorhous mexicanus (house finch), 6722 nucleotides. It is a transcript of the gene ZDHHC20, whose product is annotated as zinc finger DHHC-type palmitoyltransferase 20. Gene Ontology annotation, molecular function: protein-cysteine S-palmitoyltransferase activity. Gene Ontology annotation, biological process: synaptic vesicle maturation; peptidyl-L-cysteine S-palmitoylation; protein targeting to membrane. The transcript has 13 exons. Gene Ontology annotation, cellular component: endoplasmic reticulum; Golgi apparatus. The record is from RefSeq and is a predicted model, not a curated record. Lineage: Eukaryota; Metazoa; Chordata; Aves; Passeriformes; Fringillidae. The coding region runs from base 72 to 1145 and encodes 357 amino acids.
GCGGCGGCCGGAGCUGCAGCCGCCGCCCGCCCGUCGCAGCGCCGGCGCUGCCGCGGUGCCCGGCAGGGAAGAUGGCGCCGUCCCACGUCCUCAAGUGCUGCCAGAAGGUGCUGGCCUGGGUGCCCGUGGCCUUCAUCGCCCUGGUCGUGGCCUGGUCCUACUACGCCUACGUGGUGGAGCUCUGUGUGUUUACUAUUUCUUCAACUGCUGAAAAAGUUGUCUACCUUGUAGUUUUUCAUCUGUCAUUUGUCAUGUUUGUAUGGUCCUAUGGGAAGACAAUUUUCACAGCUCCUGCAACCCCCUCUAAUGAGUUCUGCUUGUCAAAAGUUGAUAAAGAACAAUAUGAAAAAGAAGAGAGACCAGAAUCCCAGCAGGAGAUUUUAAGAAGAGCUGCCAAAGACUUGCCUAUCUAUACGACAACAGCAUCGAGAGCAAUCAGAUACUGUGAUCGAUGCCAGCUGAUCAAACCUGACCGCUGCCACCACUGUUCUGCCUGUGACGUAUGUGUAUUAAAAAUGGACCAUCACUGUCCAUGGGUGAAUAAUUGUGUGGGAUUUUCUAACUACAAAUUCUUCCUCCUGUUUUUAAUGUAUUCCUUACUGUACUGUUUGUUUGUUGCUGCUACAGUCUUGCAGUACUUCAUAAAGUUUUGGACAAAUGAAUUGCCAGAUACCCAUGCAAAAUUCCACGUACUAUUCCUUUUCUUUGUGGCAGCCAUGUUCUUCAUCAGCAUACUGUCACUCUUCAGCUACCACUGCUGGCUAGUUGGCAAAAACAGAUCAACUAUAGAAACAUUCCGUGCACCCACAUUUCGAAACGGUCCUGAUAAAAAUGGCUUUUCUCUUGGAUGCAGCAAAAAUCUAAGGGAGGUUUUUGGAGAUGAAAAGAAGUAUUGGUUACUUCCUAUCUUUACCAGUUUGGGAGAUGGAUGUAAUUUCCCAACUCGUUUGGUGAUUAUGGAUCCAGAACAGCUUGCAGUCUCAAGCCAAAAUGAACCUGCCAAAAGCUCUGUAACCGCUCGACCACUCAGUGAAUCACAAAAUCGGUUGCUAUCCGGUGAUUGUCAGUGGGUGGAAACGGGCCCUGAAGAGGAAAAUGUGAAAUCAGGUGCAAAAAAGCAUAUUAUAGUUUCUUUGGAAAGUUGAUCUCAGCUAAUUACUAACCAACCAUCUCAAUGAGAAACAGGUUUCUGCAACACAUUUUGAGCUUGAAUAUUACUUAAUUUUGUUUGGAAGAAGUUGAGCAGGAUAAUAUGGAACAUGAACAUUUUAGGAAGAGACAAGAAAUUCAAGUUUCUGCACAGUACAAUGGAUUCUUGUAAGCACUAUUGCAGAGCAGGGAAGUUAAGACAGAUGCCUUAAGAUUCUUAAUGUGCAUUUAUGCAACACUGAAUUAUAUACUGCUACCAAAGGGCCAGAUCCAGAAGUGCCCUGCUUGGAUGCACAAGGUCCAGAGUGGGAACUAUGCAUUUCUUUAAUGCUGCAGUGGUGGGGGUAGAUUGCAGAGACUCUUACCUCCUCACGGGCAAACUUCAUACCUUAGGCACUGCAGAAGUCACUUCCAUAGCAGGUCUCCAGAGUACAGAAGGAAAGAAAAAAGGAAAAGGAAGAAAAAAAAGAGUCAGCCUAGAGUAUGCUCAGCAAGUCUGAAGUGGGAGUAUACAUAGUUCAUAUGCCAGGUGAUGGGAAAGGGACUGGAUGAUGUCUUCUCCUCUCUUCCUAUUAACCAGUCUAUCCCAUGAUCACAGCUCUCCCAAGUCUUUCGGGACUGAGGUUUCCUUCUACUAGCUGUGCUUUGGAGCUAGGCAAUGCCAAGAACAUAAAAGCCUUUAACUUGGGUGUUGCUUUUUUGCUAUUGGAUUGAGUUUCACUGAGCUUCCUCAUCAUUUUAACUUGAUUUAUUUAACCAUACCAAGGACAGAGCUCAAAGAAGAAAACUUGGGUUUUAGUUGAAAAAGAGAUGGAUUAUUACUUUCCAACAAUUGUCAGUAAGCAUACAAGGAAAAGACGGUCCAAAAAGGAAUUAACAGUUCUUACAUUUUCUGUUACUGUUUGCUGUGUUCUGUGUAAGGCAGCAACAAAAUGGUAAAGUACCCCUGAGAAAAAUCAUAUUGCAGUUGUGUGUUUCUAGAAAACAGAACCAGCAGAGUUCUGCUUUUUCCAUGGAACUCUUGAUGGUUUAUGAAUACUGUUUUAUACUUGUGUUUUAUCUUUUUAAUAAAGGCACAAGGUUUUAUUGGUUCUAAAGUACAAAUAUCAGGUACUUAUGAGAAGAUUAGUGUUAGAUCAUAGAUCUGUGUUAGCACACUGAAAAAUUGCAUCCUUUAGUCUCCCACUUUCAAGUCCAGUUUAAGUGAUGCUGAAAUUGCUAAAGACUGAUGGCUUUGUGCAGCAAUGUACCUGCUUACAAAAGACGAAAUGUGUUUCCUGUGUGAGGAAUCAAGUCCAUCCCAUUCUUAGCUCAAGACCUACAGCAACCAACAUGGGUUUUUUUUUUCCCUCACUUCUCUGCAGAGAAGACUGCUAACUCAUCCUUGGGUGGUAUUGGAAUUUUGCACCCGGAAAAAGUGACAAAUACUAUCUUUCUGUCUGUAAGAUUUCUGAUGUUCAGCUGCUGCUGAUUACAAAUAGACAUGAGUGCUUUUGAUACAGACUGAAGGUAGUAGUCAAAUUGAUGACCUAGUCCAAAAGAACCUGUUUGGUUUGUCUCCCAGACUGAUUGCUACUUGAGUUAAAUACGUUUUUGAUGGAAAUACUAAGGUAUCAAGUACACUGUAAGGUUUAAAAUAAGUAUUUUUUGUCUUUGGAUAUAAUAAAUUUUUCUUAAAUGUUAAUCUUCUGGAACAAGUACCCUUUGAGAACUUAUGAUUUCACUGUUGGAUAUUCUUGAGACAGAAACAAUGGUCCAAACUUGCAUGUUUUAUAAAAGUUGCAGAAUGGUUCUUCAAACUUUGUACAAGAAAUUUUGCAUUUGCUAAUUCCAAAACUUACAAAGGCAUUUGCUACACAUUGAUCUGAAAGGUUUAGCUUUUUCUUCUCAAUUGUUAAGUGAGAGGUGCCCACCUUAACAUAAGCUCUCAGCAGUAUUGCACCAGCAAAAUUUCUUGGGGAAGAUAACAGAGAAGGAAGACUGCAUGUUCAAAUGGCUUGUUCUGAAUACCAAAAUUUGCAGCCCCAAACAGUGGUGGAACUGUCAUGGAGGGCCUGGGAUAUCAUCUGGCUUUUACUGCAUCCAUGUAUUACAGCUGAAAUAACACGUCCAUGCACAGACAUCAUCUAGCAGAAGUAUAAGCAAAAUGUAUGUCAGAAUCCUAAGUAUCACUGAACUCAGCAAUAUGGUCUUUGCUCCCCCCACCUGCUCCCCAAAGCGCUUCAUAUGCCCCCCCCCCCCCCCCAUGAUGUAUCUAUCCUGUAGGCCAGCAUCAGGAGAACUUGUUUGAUUUCUUUAGUCAAUAUAGUGAAUCUACAGGAAAAACUGCAAGUAAACAGACUGUGCUAUCUCCAUGCGCACUAACAAGUGCUGCUCUUCUGAAACCACUUCUUUGUAUAUCUGAUGGACAUCUUUGUGGCUUUUCAUGAAGAACUGACAUUUAUGACAUGUUUAUGCAGAUCACAGGAUUAUUUCUCCUAGAUUUUUCUUCAUGUUUCAGGUGAGAAAAGGAGAGCACUGGUUUUAGGAUAAUCCUGAGGCCAGAGUUAGCAAUGGGUUUAGGAUAAUCCUAAACCUACAUUGAUAACUCUGAGGCCAGAGUUACUGUUGAUGUAAAAGCAGGCAUUACUGAAAGUCACUUUGACAAAUAUGAAACAUAGCAAAAUGAUUGAAAGAUGAUUCUCCCACAUUAACCAACCCCAACCUCUUUUGGUUUUUUUCCCCUGGGGAACUAGGGACUGACUGAUUUAAAGGAAUUAAAUUCUCUAAGGGAAUUGUACUGCUGAACUCUAAGGGCAUGCCAGUGAGCAGGAUGGAGGCGUUUGGUUUCCCUGGCAGGCCUGGGCUUUGGGGGAGGUAUCAUGGCUAAGGCAGCCAGGAUGACAGCCUCUGCCUUUGGAUUCUGUCCUGAGUGCUCCCUAGGCUGUGCUGUGCCAGGAAGUCCAUGAGGGAGCAGGAUGGCUCUUUGGCUGUUGGGCUGCAAGCAGCCAUACAUGUCCCUGCUAGCAGAGGCAGGGGCUGUAGGAAGGGGGUACUUCUGGCCCAUGGUCAGAUCAGAAGAGGGAUGGAUCCUGAGAAAACAACUCUUUAGGGUGUUGGGUUGUAUUGUAAAUGUUGGUUUUGUGGUUUAGCCUACUCUGUAUCAGGGAGUCUUGAAAAUACCUAGGUCGUCAUUAAAAAUAAGCAGCCCUUGAGCUUUUAGAUCCAUUAAAGUAAAGACUACUACAAGCAAUAUGUAGUAGUUAUUGCAGAAUAGUUGGUACUGGCUGCAAUUAGAAGCUGCAUUCUUGUUUGUUUCUGCUUUUCUCUUAAAAAAAAAAAAAUCAACAUACACACAAAAAAAAUUUUAAAUGGCUUUAAAUUCCCAGUGUCAGAACAGAAGCCUGAUGUAGGGGAGGAUUUCAUUUUUCUGAAAUGUCUUGAAACAAACCUGUCCCUGUGAAUAUGAGGCAGGAAAAUCCACAAAUAGAAAUUACUUAAAACUACACAAUGCUGUUUUUUUUUUCCUUACUGUUAUUUACUCACAGAGUGUACAACACACACAUCAUUGCUGUGCCUACCAAAGGCAUAUUAUGGGAGGAGGGCAGGAAGAAGAGUAGCUUUCUGUCAUUAAUUGAAUUCCUACAGUAUUAUUUUAAGACUGUAUUGAUAAAAGUCAGAUGUGAUUAAAAACCUCCAUUUUAAAUAAUCUGAGGGUUACUUUAGAGGAAGUUUGGACACUUCUAUUUUAGUGAUUUGAGUAGAAAUCACGGUAAUAUUUUUGUUAAAGCUGCCUCUUGAGUGUGAAAUUUGCAAGUACCAAGCUGCUUUUGGUACGCUGUUCUUACAAACUGGUCCUGUUCUCCAGAGUGCUGAAUACUCACAGUUUUCAGGUACUGUUUCUUUCCUUUGGUCUUGUGUGGUUCUUCUUUAUUAAUUAUAAAUUAUCUUCUGGGUUGGGACGAAUUUCAAUACCACUGAGUAUGCACACAAAGACUUCAUGAUCUAACUGGAGUAUGGUCCAGCUGCAGCUAAGCAGAGCUCCAAGAGGAGGAAAACUGCAGCGUUUGCAGCAGUAUUAAUGUCUGGCAGAUUUACCAAGAUGCGCUGGCUCCAACACAGGUUGACCAAAUCUGCCUGGAUCUGGAGCACCAACUGACCAGAUUUUUAUUUAAAAGUUAAAUAACAACAAAACCAUGACAGCUUUGAGUUUCAUAGUGUAUGUUCUCCAAGGACACCCUCUAAAAUUGUGUCUGUCUGGGGGAUUUAGGUGUGCAUUUAGAGAGGCUCCAAAGAGCAGUUACUUUUAGCUCACAAACACGUCUUUUCCCAGUACCUAAAAAACAGCAAUGUGUGCAGCUUCAGAGGCUCUUCUAUCCCUAAAUGGCACCAAAGAGAGCAGCUGCACAUGAAGUAAUUUAGUACUGAACAUAUUUGUUACAGUCAUUUCUAUCAAUUUAUUUUGUAUAUAGAGCUUUUUAUACACAUUUUUCUUAAUUAUGUAACUGUCGUGAAAUGUCAUGAAGUAGUUUGUUUUAAUGCAGAUUAAAACUGGUGUUUGGCCAUUUGUUUUCUGAAGCCAUUACUUGAAUUUGUUUCCAUUAGGUAGUGAAGUCUGAUCAUGUUUACAGGAUCACUUUCUUUGGUUUUGGGAGCUUUCCCCAUCAUUCUUCCUACCCCCUGUCCUAAGAAACAGAGAGCUUAUGCUCAGCAGUCAAGCAGAUGUAUCAGAGAUGAAGAAUUUGUAUUACUUUGUCACCAAAGCAUUGGGAGUGACAUGCUGAUUCCCUUCCGUUUACACUGCUUAGCUGACAACUUAAAGAUGCUUAGCAUGGUCCUCUGUUGAUUCCUCCUGUCCCUUAUCCUGUUAUCAGCUUUAUUGUGGGAAACUUAAUCUUCCUGAAUGAUGAUUUACAAUCAUGAAACUAUCCCAGAGAGAGGCAGCAUUCCUGCUGUUAAGUCUGUUCCGUUUCUAACUUAGAUCAAUGAAACAUCCCUGGGUUAUCUCUGCAGUUCCUUUUGUAUUUGCUGGCAAGGGUCAUCAACAUUUGCACUAAUCACAAUGUCCCAGCUGUUCUACUUCCACAAAGUUUUUUUAAUUGUGCUGCCUAAACUUGGAAUGAGCUGUAUUUAAGUUUGGGACGAUGUGUAAAAGAUACCUGUAAUAAUGAUGCACUUACUGUAUUUUUUUGUAUGUUACAGAUAGGACUCAUCCUAUGCACAGAGAAAACGUUGCCAUUUAUAGUUUAAUACUUGAAGUAACUUUUUGAAACGGGCUUUUAUAAAUGAAUUAAAUACAAAAUCACAUUGCUUUGCCUGGAAGUUCCUUCAUGUUAUAAUUGUAUUUGCAAUUUCCCCGUAUGUAUACUUUUCCAUAAAGUUCUCUUUAAGCCAUUUAUAACCAAUGGAAGUGCAUUCAAGGUUUUGUACAUCAGUGUUCAGACCUGUUCAUACUUCUCUGAAGUAUAAUUCAUGUUUAAUAAAAAAGUAUCAUUUUAAGCCUCUUUUCCAAAGUGAUAUGAAUGGACUUGGCACUUGAAUUCAUCAGUGAAUGCAACAUCAACUUAAUAAAAGAAUGUGAAAGAAUCUGAAAA